AUGUACACCGUGACAGUGUAUACAGGCAGCAGCAAAAUCAGAUGCACUUCUACAACAACUGCACCAGCAAAUGGUACUGUAACCGCCGGCGGUACUAAUACAUUUUCAUCAGUGCGUCAGUACAGUUGCAAUGAAGGCUAUCAAUUGAGUGGUACCAGUUACACUAUAUGUCAAUCCAAUGGGUCUUGGUCAACUGCCAAUCCAAUGUGUACACGAAUUAUGUGUUCGGCACCAAUCCCACCAGUAAAGAAUGGUCGUGUAGAAAUGGGAGGGACCACAUAUUUGACAGUGCGAGGAUUUUUGUGUGACCCAAACUACGCCCUCAGUGGAAGUAGGUACACUGUCUGUCAGGCUGAUGGUACAUGGUCAACAGCAAGUCCAAUUUGCACAGAAAACACAUGCCGGAUUCUAUCAGCCCCUGUCAAUGGAUAUGUCUACAUGGCUGGCACAUUGUUUGGUUCAAAGGCAAGUUUUAGCUGCAAUGUUGGAUAUCAGGUGACGGGCGUAUCACGUGUUACGUGUCUCACCACUCAGACCUGGUCUGCAAUCAGUCCAACAUGUACAAAGAUCACCUGCCCAGUGCUGGCUACACCCCUCAAUGCAAUAGUAUCUCCUGGAACAGUGGAUUUCCAGGCCAAACGUACAUUCUCCUGCAGUGAUGGAUAUACCCUGUUGGGGGAUACACAACUGGUCUGUCUUUUGAAUGGAUCUUGGUCUGCCCCGCUUCCAACCUGUUCCAGAGUACCAGAAUGCCCUGUGCUGGUUGUUUCCAAUGCAACCGUGUCAAGCGGCUCAAAUAGGGUUAACAAUAUCCGCAACGUCUCAUGUAAUGCCGGGUUUGAUCUCUUGGGCAACUCAAUGGUCAUAUGUAUGGCCAGCAAGAGUUGGUCUACCUUGCCUGUUUGCAAUAGAGUACCAGAAUGCCCUCUGCUAAUUAUUAAUAAUGCAGUUGUGUCAGGAGUCUCAACAAGAGUUCACAGUAUUCGCAACGUCACAUGCAAUUCCGGCUUCGAGCUUUCGGGUAGCUCUUUUGUCACAUGUCUACCUAGUGAGAAGUGGACUACCUUGCCAGUUUGCAAUCAAUGCUGUCAAUGUGGCAACAUACUGUUUGUUCAGCAGUGGAAGGAGGCAGUGUGCACACGACUAUGGUAA
Messenger RNA from Sycon ciliatum, 1152 nucleotides. Its product is annotated as P-selectin-like. Lineage: Eukaryota; Metazoa; Porifera; Calcarea; Leucosolenida; Sycettidae. The transcript is spliced from 8 exons. Bases 1 to 1152 code for a protein of 383 amino acids. The record is from RefSeq and is a predicted model, not a curated record.